ACUUUCUUGGAAACAUUUAUUAGACGUACAACGACGACACCAAGGCUUAUAACAGCUACCCUGUGAACCUCAAUGACUCUAUCAAGUUGACAGAGAACUUGCCUCUAAAUGCAACCUACGCUUUCCUCGAAAGACUUGGACUCAAGAAUGUGGACGAAAUCGUCCACGAGCUCAUGAGUAUAAGAGGCGUCUACACGCUGGCGUUCCACAUUCCUCCGGAUUUCGAUGACACAUUCCUCAACAUCGGCCUGGGUUCGAUCCUUGCCGAAAUGCCACAAGAGUAUCCUGAGGCAUUCAAGCUAUGGUUGUCCCACAACACCAACCUCACCUCCGUGUUCGACGCUCUCAAGUACUACGCCUACAGACCGUUUUCCGGAAACCAGCGUGUCAACACUAUAGACCCCAGGAGCUACUACUUCCUCAGGGCGUGGUUAGAGCAGGAGAAGGCUGCCGGACGUGAUGUCGCUCUUGUGCCAACGUGGGUGCAGGACACUGACGAGGUACGCACCUGGUACGACAAGGGAGUCAUGAUGCCGUUCAACGUCAACAACAUUGACGUCACUGUGUGUGCCAACUUCCUAUUUGGCGUCACGAAUGGAAUCAUUAAUGGCCUCUUCGAACCAUCGAUAUUAGAUGACCCUGACAUAAUGAACAUCUACAACGACACCGCCAGGAUGAUCGCUUUCCAAGUCCAGACCAACUUCUCUGACCGAGCAGACCUGGCGUUGACGUACUACCCCUCUGUCAUUGAGUUCUACUGGUUUGUGGCCAGGACGUACAACAAACUCCAGGAAACCCUGGACAGGACGGGAUCUCUGCCUCAUAAGGUGUUGUCAGUGGCUGUCAAAACGUUACUUAAGCCAUUCACUUCCAAAUCUCUGUAUGCCUCACUGAAAUAAUAACAAUCAAACGUGGUAAGCUUAAACGUUAUAUAUCCUUGGUGCUCACUCUCAUCCGUGAACUAUUGUACUAUUUGUUCGUGUAUGGCAUCUGAA
Molecule: messenger RNA, 995 nt
Organism: Haliotis rubra (blacklip abalone)
Lineage: Eukaryota; Metazoa; Mollusca; Gastropoda; Lepetellida; Haliotidae
Exons: 6
Coding region: 174-899 (241 amino acids)
Source: RefSeq, a predicted model, not a curated record